Messenger RNA from Diorhabda carinulata, 2258 nucleotides. RefSeq lists its product as uncharacterized. The record is from RefSeq and is a predicted model, not a curated record. The transcript has 2 exons. NCBI's taxonomy places the organism in Eukaryota, Metazoa, Arthropoda, Insecta, Coleoptera, Chrysomelidae. Bases 125 to 1477 code for a protein of 450 amino acids.
UAUUGUUUUACAUCGUCGGAAUGAUCAAUUACAACGUAUAAAGGAAACACACCGCUCAUAUGAUGCACUGCAAUAUCCCAUUAUAUUUUGGCAAGGUGAAGAUGGCUACGAUUUCUCAACAAAAAUGAUAAAUCCCAUUACAGGUUCUGAAACCAACAAAAAAGUCAGUUCAAUGAACUAUUAUUCAUACCGCCUAAUGAUUCGGGAAAAUGAAGAUAAUCACAUAUUGAAAUGUCGGCGAUUAUAUCACAAAUAUGUUGUUGACAUGUAUGUUAAAAUUGAAACGGAGAGAUUAACAUUCAUCAGGUUGAAUCAAACCAAACUCCGAUCUGAAGAGUAUAUUCACCUUCGAGAUGCGAUUAAUACUGAUGGAAAUGCACAGAAUGUCGGUCGGAUGACUAUUCUUCCGGCAACAUACAUCGGAAGCCCUCGGCAUAUGCACGAAUAUGCUCAAGAUGCCAUGUCGUAUGUUCGUCAUUAUGGUACAGCAGAUUUGUUCAUCACAUUUACAUGCAAUCCGCAAUGGAUAGAAAUCAAGCAGGAGUUAUUCUCUGGGCAAUCACCCAUUGAUCGUCAUGAUAUUACAGCCAGAGUCUUUAGACAAAAGUUGAAAUCAUUAAUGGAUUUCAUCGUAAAACAUAAUGUGUUUGGUGAGACACGCUGCUGGAUGUAUUCUGUGGAGUGGCAGAAACGAGGAUUGCCACAUGCACACAUUUUGAUUUGGUUGGUUGAAAAGAUAAGGCCAAAUGAAGUUGAUGCAGUGAUAUCAGCUGAAAUCCCUGAUGUACAAGUAGAUCCUGGAUUACAUGAGGUAGUUAUCAAACACAUGAUACAUGGUCCCUGUGGAACUCUUAAUCAAAAUUCACCGUGUAUGAUGGAUGGUAAAUGUUCAAAACGAUAUCCACGGACAUUAAUAUCGGAAACAAUUACUGGUAAUGACGGUUAUCCAUUGUAUCGUCGCAGAUCGACAGCAGACAAUGGAAAAUCAACAAUUGUCAAAUUAAAUCAACAAGAUAUUGAAAUAGAUAAUCGUUGGAUUGUUCCAUAUUCACCCAUUUUAUCAAAGACAUUCAAAGCACACAUCAACGUUGAAUCUUGCCAUUCAGUGAAAUCAAUUAAAUACAUUUGCAAAUAUGUAACCAAAGGGAGUGAUAUGGCUGUGAUUGGAAUUGGUGCAGAGAAUUCCAAUGAUGAAGUUACCCAAUACCAAAUGGGCCGCUAUGUCAGUAGUAAUGAAGCAGUUUGGCGAAUAUUUUCUUUUCCUAUUCAUGAGAGACACCCUUCUGUUGUUCACUUAGCUGUGCAUUUAGAAAAUGGACAAAGAGUGUAUUUUACAACACAGAACGCAGUACAAAGAGCUGCUCAGCCACCAUCUACUACAUUAACCAGUUUUUUUGAGACAUGCCAAAACGAUGAUUUCGCACAAACAUUGCUAUAUUCUGAAAUGCCAAAAUAUUAUACCUGGAAUCAAUCCUAAAGGAGAUUUAUACGACGGAAACAAGGAAAACCAGUUCCAGGAUAUACAGAUGUAUAUUCCACCGAUGCGAUUGGCCGGAUUUAUUCAGUACAUCCAAGCAAUGAUGAAUGUUUUUAUUUACGACUGCUAUUAGUCAAUGUACGUGGCGCAACAUCAUUCCAACAGUUACGAACUGUUGAUGGUGAAUUGUGUGGAUCCUACAGAGAAGCCUGUCAACGUUUGCAAUUACUUGAAAAUGACGCUCAUUGGGAUCAAACUCUCAAUGAUGCUGUAAUAUCAUCACACGCUCAUCAAAUACGAACAUUGUUUUCUAUAAUCAUAUCUACAUGCUUCCCAUCAAACCCAAUUGAUUUGUGGAUCAAGUACAAAGAUUAUAUGUGUGAUGAUAUUUUGUAUCAAAUACGAAAUAGAAUGGGAAAUCCAAAUAUACAAAUCAGUGAAGAAAUUUACAAUGAAGCAUUGAUUUCAAUUGAGGACAUGUGCUUGAUAAUGUCAAACAAACUAUUAAUUCAAUUAGGCCUGAUCGCGCCCAAUCGUCCAAUGCAUGACGCUUUUAACCAAGAGUUGCAUCGAGAAAGACUGUAUGAUCUCAACGCUUUGAAAGAAUUAAUUCAAACAAAUCUUCCACUGUUAAAUGAACAACAGAAGUAUGUAUUUGAAACUCUUAUGAAAGUAACAAAUGAUGAAACUGGAGGGAUUUACUUCUUAGAUGCACCUGGUGGUACAGGAAAAACUUUUUUGAUUUCAUUAAUAUUAGCAACAAUUCGCUCACAAAAUAAAA